Molecule: messenger RNA, 810 nt
Organism: Uncinocarpus reesii 1704
Lineage: Eukaryota; Fungi; Ascomycota; Eurotiomycetes; Onygenales; Onygenaceae
Exons: 9
Coding region: 1-810 (269 amino acids)
Source: RefSeq, a predicted model, not a curated record
AUGCCAUACUCCCUUACCGGACGGAACGUCCUCAUCACUGGUGGCUCGCGGGGACUGGGAGCUGCGGUAGCUGAGCGGUUUGCUGCAGAAGGCUCCAAUGUGGCUAUCAACUACGUCUCCAGCGAGGAUAGAGCUACCGCGCUUGCAACGCAGCUCAAGCAGGAUCACAAUAUCAAAGCAAUAACCUUGCAGGGAGAUGUCAGCUCUCGCGUCAACUGCGAGAACUUGGUGAAGCAGACGAUUGAGCAGCUAGGCGGAUUGGACAUCAUAAUUUCAAACGCUGGCUGGACCAGAGUUUCGAAUUUCGCCGACCUCGAUGCAUUGACCGAUGAUGAGUGGGAUAGGUGCUGGACAACAAACGUGAAAGCAAACUUGCAUCUCUUCAGGGCCGCGAAGCCGACUUUGGAUGCCAACCCAGAUGGCGGCGCUUUCAUCAUAACUUCGUCCACAGCAGGUAUUGUCCCAGGCGGUAGCAGUAUGGCGUAUUCUGUGAGCAAGGCAGCCGGUGAGUACCGUAAUCGUGAAAGGCUUCUCUCUCGAAAUGCUCACACUGUUCAAGGCUUGCAUUUGAUGAAGGCCCUAGCAACCACGCAAGGUUCUAAAAUCCGUGUCAACGCUGUGCUCCCUGGCCUUAUUCUUACCGAAUGGGGGCAACGAUUUCCGAAAGAGGUCAUUCAAGGAUAUGAACAGAAAGUGCCAUUGAAGCAUGUCCCUGGCAUCGACGACUGCGCGGACAUGUUCAUUUCGAUCUCGAAAAACAACUCCAUGACCGGCCAACAGAUCCAAGUUGACUCUGGAUACGCGAUUUAA